This is a messenger RNA of Astyanax mexicanus (Mexican tetra), 4267 nucleotides long. Its product is annotated as low density lipoprotein receptor adapter protein 1. NCBI's taxonomy places the organism in Eukaryota, Metazoa, Chordata, Actinopteri, Characiformes, Acestrorhamphidae. Bases 252 to 1052 code for a protein of 266 amino acids. The transcript is spliced from 10 exons. The record is from RefSeq and is a predicted model, not a curated record.
UGGUCCUCACACUGUGGGCUGUGCGCUGUAGUGAGGAGAGGAGAGGAGAGGAGAGGAGAGGGGGGGUUAACAGCGCAGUAUCUCUCUCUCAGCAGAGCAGCUCUCCCUCCAUCCACACACACAACCAACCAACCAACCAGCCCCACACACUGCUCCUCUCCCCCUCACACUCCCACUACAUCACUCCAGCACGAGCACGAGGAGGAGGAGGACCAGCCCACCUGACCACACGGCGAGCGCACCUCCACAGCAUGGACGCGCUCAAAUCCGCCGGCAGAGCCAUCAUCAAAAGUCCGGGAGUCCCGCGGCACACAUGGGGAACCACCAAGCACGAGAAGCUUCCAGAGAAUUGGACGGACACUAAAGAGACCCUUCUGGAGGGGAUGGUUUUUAAUGUGAAAUACCUGGGCAUGACACUGGUGGGCCAGCCAAAAGGAGAGGACAUGGCAGCUGCAGCUAUCCGGAGGAUUGUCACCACGGCUCGUGCCAGUGCGAAGAAGUUCCGGAAGGUGACCCUCAAUGUCUCUCCUAAAGGAAUCAUACUUACAGACACAGAGACCAGCGACCUUAUUGAGAACGUGUCUAUUUACAGAAUUUCCUACUGCACAGCUGAUAAAACUCAGGAUAAGGUGUUUGCCUACGUCUCACAGAGUCAGUUCAAUGAAACUCUGGAGUGCCAUGCCUUCCUCUGCCAAAAGAAGAAAAUCGCCCAAGCCGUCACCCUCACCGUAGCACAGGCAUUUAAAGUGGCUCUGGACCUCUGGGAGAUUGCCCAGGAAGACAAAACUAAGAAGGCUCACACAUGCUGUUCAGGUGGCGUCCCUCAGGUGGAAAUAAAACCUCACUGUGAUUCAGAGGCUGAGAAGACUCAGGCACUGAUGGAGCACAAGCUGAGGAAACCCUUCUUUACAUCUUCUAUCCAUUCUACAUCUCCACGCAGUAACCCUACCCGGAGACGGCCUAUCAAACACGACUCCUGGGAUGUGGAAGAUGGCCUCGAAGACACGUUUUCAAGCAAUAUGGAGGUGGAGGAGAUGGACACAGGUAAGUGAGACUGGCAGAGUCCCGCUCCAGAACGGUGUCUGAGGAUGCAGCUGUGAGCCCUCUGAAGAGGACUUCACGUCUCUCAGCGGUGAAGAGUCUGAUUAAACACAAACACAUACACAAACUCACACACUCGCCAGUCUGCUGACUCUCCAGUCUGCUGUCAACAACCCUCAUGCCACACUUUACUACUUUACAGAAAGUACAAAGAACUCUUUACAAAUUGCCACACUUCUGGAGUGCAGAGAAGACCACUGCCCUUUAUCUCUGGACUGAAAGUAUAGGAGAUGCAUUAUUCCCUAAGAUCAAAUAUAUAUAGAGAGAGAAUAUUUAUAUGUUUCAGUAAAUGUCCACAACAAAAGAGCUCCCUACAUGUGUUCUCUUCUUCUGACAGUCAAAGCCUAACCAGCGAACUGUGUUCUCCCAUCUCAAGCUCAGAUCUGUUCUGCAGGCACUCCGCAUCAAAGUACUUUUUUUUGGCUCUUACAUUUCCCAUAAUCUCUUAAGACCCUGGAGCUGCCGUUGUACUGCAAAACGCCCUUUUUGUUAAGCCCAUAUUGAUCCAGACAAAAAUUGCACAGGUCUUAUCAAAACACGAAGAUGAGCAGACUGCAGAGAUCUGAGCUCACACACACUUUAUUUGAGCACAAAGAUCUUUGUUUGGUUUUGAAGUAAAAAGUUAAAGUUCAACCAUAUUUGCAAUGUAUAUACAGCACACCCUUCAUUAAAAAAUAAAUAAAUAAUAAUAGCUGCACCCAGAAGGAAUCAACAGACAGAUAUGAGACUGUAGUGGGUAGUUAUGAUAUCGUAGGACAGGAUUUUGAAAAUGAGUUUGAAAGUGAAUUAGGCAAGGCUCCAGGAAGCAGGAUUGUCUUUUCGAAGUUGUAUGCAUCACACCAGCCAAGCAGAUAUUACCUUAGCACACUGUUGGUGGAAGUGGAUAAUUAGUGGUGACUUCCAUGAGUCAUCCUGUUAGUGCCAACACCAUUGGCAGACGGAUGCACAGUGCAGGACUACCUCUAGACCAGACAUCCCAAGUUUCAAAAAUAUUUUUUCUGGGAGGCACCCCUGAACCUGCACUUGGACCUGGAGGGUCACUACAGAGUCAGAACUAACUGUGGUAUAAUAUUUGAAUAUUUCUGCAUGGGAUGGAUUAUUGCAGGACACUAUUAGGACUUUAUACAACCCAUGAAAUUCUUAAUUCAUUAUCAUUUAUUGUUCCUGGUAACCUUUAUCUUCCUUCUGAACAGGAUUGCAAUCUGACAUUUCCUUCUGUGUGCAACUAUUUAUUUAUUUUUAUUAUUUUUGAUGAUGAUGAUGAUGAUGAUGAUGAUAAUGAUGAGGGUAUUUAAGCUGAAAAAAAAAACGUUCCUAACUUUCAUUGGAAGUCAAUUUAAAAAUAUAUAUAUUUUAAGUCAUUUUGUUCGUUUUUAUUGGUUUUAUUGGUUCGUUCAUCACGAUCUUUUGAAACACUGUAUAUAACAACUGCAGAUUCACAUUAUAUCAAAAAGUGAAAAAUGAGGAAUGACAAAUGUUGUGUGAGAGUGAUGAUAUGUUCUGCAAAGUUUACACAUUUGUAAGAUUUUUGUUAGAUCUAAAUCUAAAAUCUUAGAUUUUUAACUUUUAUAUUUUGUGCUAAUGUAAGAAUGCUCCUUUAAAGAAACUCCAUGUUGUGUAUGGAAAUUUUUGAUUACUGGUUAUCGACCAUUUUUACACAGAUGCACCAGCCUUAGAGGUGAAGGUUAAUACAACUGUGUCGAAUCUGAAUUAUUCCAGUUUUCCAUCCCUGGAACCUCAGUUCCGUGAUGAUGACGCAGGCGUAACAGGGUAAUUGAUAGAGCACUAUGGGGAAUGGCACAGAAGAAGACACAAAGGUCGCUCUUUUGGCAGUGAUGCAGUGAUGAAGUGUGGAAAGAAAUCAUUAAGAACUGAGUCAUCAUCCUUGUGUUUGUACACAUUAUCUGUAAACUGUGUGUAUGUGUAAUUACAGCAGAUAGCAGCAGGGGUUUAUAGUGCUGUUUUAUUCAUCUAUACUUUGAGUGUUUUCUUAUUCUUUAUCUUCUAUUUGUCCUGAAGCUGAGAAUUACAAACAGAUUUGUUACAUUUCUUUGAUUUCUUGUUUUGCUGAUGUUGGAUCAUCUACAGAGUAAGCAUUCUUCAUAGGGGUUACACACAUGGUAAAAAAUUACAUUUUGUUGCUAAAUAAGAUUCAGUAAUAAUUGCGUUCAUUACAUUAGGUAAUCACUCAGUCACUCUACUAAUGCUUUUUCUUCUGGCCAACACAAAGUGCUGAUCUCAUACAUUCCUAAGUUUUUCUGGAAACAUGAACACCCUACUGUGUGGAGGUUAUACUUUAGCCUGGCUAUAGCUCUCACAAGAACCAACAGGCUAAUUAAAAAAAAAAACAAAGAAUAUGAUUUCUGUGACCAAGUGGCAACCUGGAUUAAAGUAAGUAAAUUUUAUGGGGUUGAUGCUGCAGUUGGUCAGGUCAAUGUUCAGCAACAGUGUAUGUACUAAAAAAUGAGGUCAGUAAAGUAAGAUAGUAUAGUAAUUAUGUUUCAAAAACAAAAAAUACUGUUCUUCAGGGUGGAUCUGGAUGAAUGUCGGACUAUGAUCUCAAAUUCACAGACAAUAUUUCUGCAGGAAUAUGAGAGAUAUUAUACAUAUUACAUUAUUUUCCUUGUUUGGUAAAAUUCACAUUACAUUUUCCCCCACAUUAGUUUAGGCCCCGCUGUUCCCUUAGUCAGUAGAAUAUUAAGAAACGUCCCUUUGUUGGUCUUCAAUUUUUUGUUCUGUUCUUUGAAAAUAAUAUUUAAAUUACUUCAUUUCUACUGGAUGUUCAAAACAGUGUGGUUCUACCUUUCUUUGCAAUAUGUUAAUAGACAUAUAUAUAUAUAUUCAGUAUAAGUCCUACUUGAAACACCAAAUCAAAGUUUUUUCCUUUGUAAUUUCAGAAAUGUAUAAGGUUCAUUUCAUACUGCUUUGGCUGUAUUACAUUCAUAUGUGUACUUUUUUCAUGUAUAGUUUUUUAUGUUUAUAUUUGAUUGCAUUGCUCUUAUCUUUAUGGAUUUGUUGGUCAUGUCAGCUUCUUAAACCAUGUCUGAGCAUCAUUGCAUAAGUGCUAACUGUGUAUAUAACAUGUGGAAUAUGAUGUAAUUAAUUUGUGAAAUGAUCUGUAUAUCUGAGUGUAGAAACUGGAAUAAUUACAGCUUAGUUUUUUUCA